Molecule: messenger RNA, 621 nt
Organism: Enterobius vermicularis (human pinworm)
Lineage: Eukaryota; Metazoa; Nematoda; Chromadorea; Rhabditida; Oxyuridae
Source: the annotation of a GenBank genome assembly
AUGCGAAGGAAUGAAAAAUUCAAAAUUUUAGUGGGUUCUACGCAUGAAUUUUCUUAUGAUUCGGAGGGAACUGAAGGUUUGCAUUUAGGACAGGAAACAUAUUACGUGGAUAAGGGUGACGGUGAUUUUCAUACCCAGCACUCUAAGUACUGUGAUCAGUCUUAUGGAAUUCCAGUUACAACAUACACCAUGGCUGCUCAGCCUUCACGCUAUUAUGAAGUAGGUGAUAAAUCGGUUUAUUCUUAUCGAAAUCAAGAAAGAAAACCUAAUGGUCAAAGGAACAAUUUUGCAGACAAAAGUAGGUUCAAGUGGGUUGCUCCUUCGAUUCAUGUUGAAAACGCUGGUAAUCAUCAGAGUACUGAGCAAGGAGAUAAAACAGUCAAAGGCGCAUUCGCAGAAGAUUCACUUGUCAAAAAGCCAAAUAGCAGCUGGGAAGUUACUGGAUCGAAAGGUUUGAACAGUGUUCAUAGCGCUGCUGAAGAGGAUAUUAGUGCCUUGUGCUAUACUUCCGUUAAAGAUCUUUCUGAUCUAGAUGUUAACCAGUACGAAGCAGCUGAAUUUCAGUAUAUUCCGUUACUACCUCCUCCUAAAGAACUUUGUUUUACAUCUUCUGUUCGCUAG